GGGUCAGAGGCUGCAUCCCCUAGACCUGGGUGGGUCUGGGAGGCCUUUGCAUUGAUGCUAUGUCCUCCAGACUCAGGUGGAAGCGGGAGGUGGGGAGCUGUGAAUCAGGGGCUGUGUCCCAGUCCCAGACUGGGUUGUGUCAGGAGCUAUGUCCCACAGAUCGGGUGGAGUCAGAGCUCUUGCACACUUACAACAAUGUGGACCCUUUUGAUGUGCUGAUCCUGUGUGUUCGAGUGGCCGUGCUCACAGCUGUCACCCUCACUGUCCCCAUUGUCCUUUUUCCGGUGCGGAGGGCCAUCCAGCAGAUGCUGUUCCAGGACAAAGAGUUCAGCUGGCUUCGGCACACGCUCAUUGCUGUCAGCCUGCUGACCUGCAUCAACCUAUUAGUCAUUUUUGCCCCCAACAUCCUGGGCAUCUUCGGGAUCAUUGGCGCCACCUCUGCACCCUGCCUGAUCUUCAUCUUUCCAGCAAUCUUCUACAUCCGAAUUGUGCCCAAGGACAAAGAGCCACUGAAGUCCACUCCCAAAAUAUUGGCCAUAUGCUUUGCAGGGUUAGGUGUUCUCUUGAUGGUCAUGAGCCUGAGCUUUAUCAUCAUUGACUGGAUCUCUGGGAACAACAAGAGUGGUGGCAACCACUAGAACCCAGCCUGGCCUGGGGUCACCCGUCACUCACCCACCUGUGCCAUUGCCUGCCAGGACUGCUAAGCUGCCUGGGCCCUCGGCUGGUGAGGGGGAGGAAGGGAGGACGUUUUUUCACUCAAUGUGUGUUUUUGUCUUUAAUUAUUAUUAUCCCUGUUGAGGAUCUUUUUUUUUUUAAAAAAAAAGGGGGGGGGGGGGGACCAGGCCUUGCAGGGGGUAGAACUGGAAAGGCUAGUACAUUGGGUUCCCUCCCUAAGGGGCAUGGAGGCCUCAGAGGCCGGGCCUUGGGCAUCCUUCAUCUUCCCUCCUGGGGUCUAGGGAGGGCUGAUGCCUCUUAGGAUUUCCCCUGAUUGUCUCCACCACUGACUGCUCCCCUGGGGAGGUGGGGCUCAGCAGGGGACAACCCCUGUGCUCUGAAAGGAUCCAGUGACUCUUCAGUAAAAAUGGGCCAAAUUCUCCUCAUGCUCCUGAGUCCCUGGGUCCCCAGGCCUCCUCUCUUGUCUGCUGGAUAAAGGCAUCUUCCACUCUGUCACCACGUCCCCCUUUCCACGUAGGGUCUAGAAACCAAUUUGCAGGGAAUGGGAGGAAGGGGAUUAGUGUCCAGAGACUUUUCCUGGCCCUAUUUGCUUCUCAUCACUGGGGCUGAAGAGAAUCUUAUUUGUAAGAUCCUAAGGUUCAGCCCUUGGUAGACAGAGCUAGGAAAAGGUUAGUUACCUCCAGCCAACAUCUCAUGCAGACAAUUGGGAGAAAAAUGUAUUCCCAUCACCUCUGGAAAGAGGCUGACUCAGAGAUCACUUGAGCUGUCCUAGUGUCCCCCAAUGUCACCAUUGGUAAGGGAGUUCUAUGGGAUGGGGAAGAUUUACUGCGCCCAGACAGGAAAGGGAGAAUCAAGGAAUGGGAGGCUCCCUUUAUACAGGCAAGGGCAGGCCCUGCCUCUAGGGGCUACCCCUUACACUGACCCUGACCUUCCCCUCCCCCAAGAAGGCUCCUCUGUGGUCUUCCUGGGGGCAGAGGGCUUCACCCACCACAGCUAUCCCCUUAGCCUUGAAGGGGGUGGGGUCUGGAGACCCCAGCAAGACCUUCCUCUGGCUCCCCCUUCCCCACUUUCAUGUAUACUAUUUCUCCCUCCCCGGUCAAUGCUGAUCUCCGCUGGUAGCAGGAGGUCUGUGUGGCAGGAAUCUCCCCCACGGUAGGAAAGUUGUGGUCUCUGCUAUACCUCAACCCAGGCUAGGUAAACUAUGACCAUGGCUGGCUCCAGAGGCUCAAACUCCCAUCCUCAUUUGGCUCUUCUGGGUCUGCGUGAUUGGAAUAGAACAGGCCCCUGGCAGACACCCCUAUGCCAGUCACUCUGCUGUUUGUCUUGCCAAUAUCCCAGUUUUGACUGGUUGGCACCUUAUGAUUGGGGGUAGGCGGAAAGUCGAAAUACUGAGCUGAGGGUCUGUAACUAGAUUGGCUGUGGUCAAUCAUGGAGGAGGGGUUAGCUCAGGUACCUGGGGGUAACAUGUGAGACAAAGCCUUUUUGAGAAAUGCCAUCCAAGGACAUCCUUCGGUCUAUAUUCUGGGAUGUGUCUGGGCUGCCUGGUAUCCAAGUAAUAUACGUGCCUGACUGUAUUACUUAGUGGUUUGUCCAGGUUGGGCCACACAGCCCCGGGAUGAGCAGAGAGAACAAACAGCUGUCAGUAUUGAGAGGGUCCUCGUGCCCAGGUGCAGGAGGCCCCAGCAGGGGGAAACAGGGAGAGUUUUGAAUUCUCAAAGCCAUCCCCCUGACACACACACCUCCCAUUCUGGGUCUAUUCCAUCUCGGGAAUGAGAAUACCCUGCUUAGUCUUAAGCCAGGAGGUGGGAAGAUGAGAGAGUGUUCGGUGCCAACCUCUUCCAAAGGCAUCGGAAGCAGCAUGGAGAGAGGAAUAGCCUUCAGGGUGGGAGCUGGCAGCCUUCAGCCGGAAGCCCCCUGCCCUCCCACCUCCCCAGUGGCUGAGGGAGGGGAGUGAGGAGUGGGCUGAGGAGACGUGAGGUGCAUUUCCCUGGAGUUCAGGGCUAGCCUUGUGAGCCAAGCUCUGGCUUCUGAGAAACUCAGGCCAUGGAGAAGCCUCCCCGUCAGGGAGGUGGGGAAUGGGGGGGAGUGGGAGGGAGCUCCCCCAGGAAAUCCUGAGACUCAGCAAGUUUGGCUCCCUGCUGAGCGGGCCAUGAGAGGGACCAGUGCCCUCUCUCACAGGUUGCAUUUCCAACCCUCUAUCCAAGUGAGCUCCAAACUUGGAAACACUGAAAUCCAGCCCCCACUGACACACCACAGACCUUCUUAAGAACAAUAAAAGUCGGUGAAAACUGAG
Molecule: messenger RNA, 2968 nt
Organism: Vombatus ursinus (common wombat)
Lineage: Eukaryota; Metazoa; Chordata; Mammalia; Diprotodontia; Vombatidae
Product: sodium-coupled neutral amino acid transporter 3-like
Exons: 4
Coding region: 60-638 (192 amino acids)
Biological process (GO): amino acid transmembrane transport; asparagine transport; histidine transport
Molecular function (GO): L-asparagine transmembrane transporter activity; L-glutamine transmembrane transporter activity; L-histidine transmembrane transporter activity
Source: RefSeq, a predicted model, not a curated record